Paramecium tetraurelia is the source of this 2100-nucleotide messenger RNA. RefSeq lists its product as uncharacterized. Lineage: Eukaryota; Ciliophora; Oligohymenophorea; Peniculida; Parameciidae. The record is from RefSeq and is a predicted model, not a curated record. The transcript has 3 exons.
AUGAUUUUAUAUAAAUUGAUAAGCAUUUAACUAAAUAAAUUAAAAUAUUAGAAGUAAAAGAUAUCACCAAUGAAAAUGCAUAUAUUUUUUCUGAAUUUUUAUCUCCUGUUAAUAACAAUUAGUAGGUCUCAACUUAUUUAUAGAAAUUUUUAUGGAAGUUUUACGUCAACAAACUUUGAUUGGAAUAUUUAUUAACUGGAUAACAAUGGUUAUUCUGUGGCAAGUUGCGGAUUAAAAAAUAUGUUAAUCAUGAAUGAAUGCACUUAAUCUUUUAAUAGUUUAACGUCAAAAACUUUUGAGCUUCCAUUACAUGAUUUAAUCAACCUGUCAUUUAAACUUUGGAUGUAAUUAUAAAGUUAUGAAGAUAGGAUAAAUUCUGUUAGCUAUUCUUUCUAUUUGUAUAUUGAUAAUGAACUUUAUCUUAUAAUCUAAAAUUCUCUAUACACUUUUACAAACGAUUGUCCACCAUAUGGAUCAUAUGAAAUAAAUGAAAAUAUUGCUCACUCUAGUACUUCAAUUUAAAUUACAAUGGUUUCUGAUUAGAAAUCAUGGGGCUUUUCUGAAUUUACUUUAAAUGUCGUAAGUAAUACCUAAAAUAUUUGGGAAUUAGUUUAUUAAUCUUUGGAUUAACGAUUUCUCUCAAUGAUAACUUUAAAUGAUGGAUGGAUGACUAAUAACAUAGUUUCUUAAUAAAUAGAGUAAUGUACAGAUUUUUAUUUUUUAAGAUCGACAGGGAAUAAUUUUAUCAAAGAUUUCGUUUUGAAGGUUCAUACUAAGAUUAGUUUGAAUUUGAGAGUUUUAAUAUUCAAUUUAGCUUCACCAAUAAUUUAUUUCAAAAUUGAUAACUAAUUGGUAGCAACUUAAACUUCAAAUUCUUAUGUAUAAUCUGCACUUCCAUUAUGCAGCAAAUUCAUAGUCAUGUAAGUAAGAAUAACUGAUUUUAUACAUAAUAAUGAAAAUCUGAGAAUAGAGGUGACAACUUCAGCGGAUGGCUCCAUUUCUUGGUUUGGAAUCAGAGAUUUUUCAUUAUUUAUUGAUUAUAUUAAAGAAGAAUAUUAAUGUAAAGACUUUAACAUUUAGCCAUUUGAUGGGUGUUUCUCUAAUCAAUACGAUUGUAAUUUUGGUUGUAGUAAUUGCGUAAAUGGGAUCUGCAUCAACUGUUUAGAUGGUUGGUAUUUGGACCCAUAAGAUAUCUGUAUCCCACUCUGUGGUGAUAAUAUGUUAAUGUUAAAUGAGAUUUGUGAUGAUGGUAAUUCUAUUCCAUAUGAUGAUUGCCAUCACUGCUAGUUUUCUUGUCCAUUAAAUUGCAUCCUUUGUGUUUUUGGUACUUGUAAAGAAUGUGAAAAAUCCUAUUUUCUUAUAGAAAAUAAGUGUACACCUGUCUAAUAGAAUUGUGAAAACUUUGUUGAUCAAAUAGAAACAGGUUUUUUCAACAAUUGGACUAAUUAUUUUGAAAAAAAUGGCUUUUAAUGUCAACCUAACUCUCAAUAACUAUCAAUGCUAUAAUAAUCUAAAUAGUAUAAUUUACUUCAAAAUAAUUAUUGUGGAUUAGCCAUAAUUUCAAGCUUUUCGAUUUGUUAAUUUCCAGAUUUUUUAAAUAUUUAACAUUAUUAAUAAGAUAGGGAAACUGGAUGUGAAGAAGAUUAUAAAUUUUCACCAAACAAAAGGUAAUGUGUUUAAACUUGUAAUUGUUAAGAUUUAGUUAGCUAGUAAACUAAUGAUUGUUAUAUUUGUAUAUAAAACUGCUAAUUAGAAUGUUUAAUAUGUCUUUAGGAUAAAUGUUAUGCUUGUUUUGAGGGAUGGUAGCUGGUUGAUAAUAAGUGUUAGCAAAUUUGUGGAGAUAAUUAAAUAGCAUUAACUUCGAAUGAAUAAUGUGAUGAUGGUAAUCAGAUUAUUGAAGAUGGGUGUAAUGAAUGUUAAUUUGAAUGUGGAUCAUUUUGUUAAUUAUGUGAUAAAGAAUUAAAUUGUAUCAUAUGUGAAUCAAAUUCUUAAACUGUUAAACAAUUUAAAUGUAAGCCAAUAUGCGGUGAUAAAAUAGUUAUAAAUGGAUUAGAGGAAUGUGACGAUGGAAAUGACAUUAGAUAUGAUGGUUGUAUUUGA